Molecule: messenger RNA, 2046 nt
Organism: Kockovaella imperatae
Lineage: Eukaryota; Fungi; Basidiomycota; Tremellomycetes; Tremellales; Cuniculitremaceae
Product: glycoside hydrolase superfamily
Exons: 4
Coding region: 1-2046 (681 amino acids)
Source: RefSeq, a predicted model, not a curated record
AUGCUCACCAACGUCAACUCCUUCACCCUCUCCCCGGGUCAAGACUUCCUACGCUCCCCGGUCAACUGGAACGAGCUCUCCGGGUCCAAAGACUGGAAGACACUCUCUUGGAUUCGCACAAAGGCCACCUGGAUCGAAGCAAAUCUCUUCGAAAAGCUCUCAUCUCACCCCGACAAUGCUGCAUCCCUCAUUCUCCUCAAAACAGCCGAUUCCACCCUCGCGCUCUACCCCGUGGGCACGUCCGCCAUCAUGGCAAAUCUCAAAGUGGUGGACGGUGUGAUUCACGCAAAUCUUCGCCGUGAAGCUUUAGAUCGAGAAGAUACUGCAUACGUAGUCUGUGUCCGAGCUAGUGGAUGGGAGGAGAACGACAUUGUCAAAACUGCCGUAGAGCAAGCUCGGAAACUUGUCGGCGGUCGUCCCAAGCCUGAACCCCAUUAUGGCGGCUUCUGGGACGGCGUAGGUAUCUGCUCUUGGGAAGCGAUCAAAACCGUCGGAGAGAAGACCGGUCAAUUCCGAGCAAGCAAAGACAUUCUCAUGAAUCUCAUCCCCUCUGAUCCCAUCAGCACGUUCCUCAUCGACGACGGAUGGCAGGAUAUCCGGUAUGACAAGGAUGGGGAUAACUGGAGUCCCCGUCGACUCCACUCCUUUGGCACUUGGUCAGGUUUCGGAGGUACCAUGGACGAAGUGGUCAAUGCUAUCAAGUCAAAAACCGAUACCAAAGUCGGCGUCUGGAUGACCCUCCAGGGCUAUUGGUUCUCAAUCGAUCCAAAGUCGGAGCUCAUGAAGACGUACAACUGUGUUCAAUUCAAAGACGGUAAUGGUGUCCAAACUGGUCCAUUGGAUCCAGAGACCACAGACGAGCCAAGGUAUCUCUACGUGCCUAGGCCGGACAAGGCGAAGCAGUUCUGGCUGGACUGGUUCACAAAGCUCAAGUCGCAGGGGAUUGACUUUGUCAAGAUCGACAAUCAAGCCGGCUACGAUAUGUUCACCGGUGCUGGCUGUAUCGCCGCUGCCCAAGCCAUGUGGCGUGGAAUGCUCGAAGCCGUCGUCGAAAUCUUCGGUUCAGUCGACCGCGUCAUCAUGUGCAUGUCUCACAAUGAGCGCAUGCUCAAUGGCCCGGGCGGCCUCGACUUUGAUCGACCCGCUGGCGAGCUAGUCUUCCGAAACUCUGACGAUUACAACAUUGGAUUUCCCAACAAGCAUGUCGAGUUCCCUUACUGGAACUUGUACUCUGCAAUCCUCCACAAUCACCUCUCAUUCCGUCUCGACUUUGAUAUGUUUGCCUCUACCCCCGCGGAUCACCUCCCGGUGUACCACGCUCUUCUCCGAAGCAUGUCCACUGGCCCGAUCCUCAUCUCCGACCUACCAGGUGACGUUCCUGACGAAGCCAUCAAACGCAAGAUCAUCUCUAAGACUUCCGACGGGAGCAUCAAAUCCGUCAAAACAUCCACUGCUGCCGCUCUCCUGCCCAAUCGAUGGUUCUGGGACAAUGUCCGUGCCGCUCACGGCGACGGUCCCGCUAUCGUCGCCGGAGUGGCCGUCCCCUCUGCCCAUGGCGCUCUGAUCGGUGCAUGGAACUCGCGUGAUCAUGAGAAAGGAGGCAAAGCUAUCGACGCCAUUGGUCUCCGUGACGUCGAAGAUGUCCUCGGUGGUCCUCUCGAAUCCGACCACGUCCUAUGGUCCGUCGGACUCUCUUCCAAACCCACCAUGAAGAUUGCCACAAAGGGCUGGAAAGGUAGUCUGCCCAUCAGUCUCGACAAAGACCACGCCGAAGAAAUCAUCGUUGCCAAGAUCUGGCACGUCGGUGGGAAGCAUAUUGCCGUCCUCGGCAUGAUGGAUAAAUUUGCCACAUUGGCAGGUGUGACCGUAUCUAUGGAGAACGACUCGUUAUCUAUCCACACGACAUUUGAAACUGACCAGCUCACCGUCGUCGCCUGGCCUGAACUUGGUCUCCAGUCCACCGCCACCAUCUCUGGAGAUGUCACGGCGCAUCAAUACGUUGUCAAAGGGAAUCCUGUCGCAGACGGAUGGAAGGUGGAAUUGUAG